Porites lobata is the source of this 23666-nucleotide messenger RNA. The record is from the annotation of a GenBank genome assembly. Lineage: Eukaryota; Metazoa; Cnidaria; Anthozoa; Scleractinia; Poritidae.
CCAGUCUUCCUCUGCAUUCUAACAUACCAAUAUGGCGUUUGUAUCCGAUUACUCUUGAGAGAAUACUCAACAAGCAAAUACUUGAAAUUUCAUCGUAUUAUUUAAAACACAGGCAUCACAGGCUGAUCACAGUGUGGACUUGUUGCUUGCUUGAGUUAAUAUUCGGUUGUCUUCUCUUCCACCUGUUUCAAGUUACGUGCAGAGAAAGUAAGCUUAAGGAUUACUCAUGAGCGAAGCUCUUUUUGGAAUUACACGUAAAACCUCUAACAGGUUUUAAUUGUCUUGACAUUUCACGGUUGGGGAGUUCAUUUAAGAUUUGGUGCCGAAGCUUGACACCUGUUGAAUGUGCAUUAUAAACCUUUCAACUGCCGUGUAACAAAGUGAAAACCAUAAGGAAAACGGCUAUAUCCACCACGUCUUAUGAAGCAAAAGAUCAGCCGUGACAUGAGAGGGUAAAGGACAAUUUUUGAAAAACAUCGUAACCCGAUACAGAUAACAUGGAUCAUGAGGAACAUCUGGUUUAUAUCAAGUUGCGGUGAAAGGGUGUCUUUAAUGGGAUUGCCGAGUAUUCCAAAGGCUAAAGAAAGACUAACGGACCCUGCAUGAAUUGAGUGCACCAUUAGCUCUAACAUUAUUUGAACUUUUAAACGGAGGUUGAAACUUAUUGCCAUAAUUCAAGGUCAGUCAAGAAGAGAAUUUAUCAGACUUGUUUCCUAGCCACUGGAAGUAGGCUUGGUCUUUGAAUUUACUCUGUUAGAUCGAGACGUCGAAUCCAAUCAGUAAAUUUGCUUUCGGAAUGUUUGCUUAAAUGCCAUGGCUACGGAAGAUUUCCAAGAUAUUCUAGAGCGCCUUUACUAUGACAGACGGCUACUAUCUGCAUUGGUUUUUGAGCCUCUUCAAGAAAUCAAAGAUUUUGUGGCUCGAAAUUUGAGGUCGGAUGAAAUACCUCGCAUUGCUGGAUUGCUUGGUAAUGCUAUUCGGAGUGACACCUUGAGAACUAUUACCGACGGGGAGGCUUUAAUUGCUGUUCUUAAUCUGUACUACGGCAAAGAUAAUUUGCGAGUUUUACAGCGGCUGUUGAGGAAGAUCAAUUGUCACGAUCUUCUCGAAAUUUUGAGUGAAUGGGAUGUGAGAAGCAAUCCGGUUAAUUCACGAGUUUUUCGAGGUAUGUCAUGAUGAUUUAUAUCUUUUCCUUGUUUGUUUUCUUUUGACCUUCUAGCUUGUUCUUAUCGGUUUAAAAUCGCCUUAAUUCGGGGAAAAUUAAAUGUUAUCGAAGGAUUACGUCUGUUAUUCAAGCUUUACUGUUUUUGUGGGUAUGCAAAACACAUGAUACAAGUAUGUGCAGACCUCAUGCGGCGAUUUAUGCCUGUGGGCAGUUUAAAGCAGUCUUGAUCCUUGCAGGACAAAAACUUGAUGCUUUUCCCACGAAAUACUAAAUUAUGUAAAGAAAUACUGGUGUCUGCUUUGUUCCCCAGGGCUAUUUUGUUUGUCCCCUGGGAGAGAUAUUAGAGUUGAAAAAAUCAUAGACAACAGCACAGGUUAUGCUAAAUGGAUUUGUUGUGGUUCAAUUUUAUCCCUGGUUUAAUCCUUUGUUUGAGACUCAUUACCACACAUUACUAUACCCUAAAACAAAGGAAAAUAAUAUUCACACCAGAAAUAAAUACAUACAUACAUACAUAAUUUAUUGAACAGUCUAGUACAAAAGACAGCCAAGGGCUGACUUGGAUCUUAUUUUUAAUAUUAUACAUUACAUGAAAAGUUAAGAUUCCUAGAUGGUAGAUAAACAUAUCAUUGCUCAUAAAAAAGUUAGUCCAUAUACAGUUUAAUAUAUUAUAAGUAAUAACAGCAUACAAUUGACACAAGUCUGUUUCAUGACCUGACUAAUUUGAUCUUCAUUACAUUUCUCCUAAGCAACAUUAUUAAAUCUGUUAAGAAAGUCAAUUUCCUCAUUUGACUAUAGUGUUCCCGUAUAAUUUCUGGUCCCAGGCUAAACAAAUUGUCCUUUGAAAACAAAGUUUGAAAAUAAAGUUCUGUCAUCAUGAUUUUCGAAAUUUGCAAUUGUUGGAUACACAUGUAGUUCUACUUGCCAAGAACUUUCUUUUAAACAAAUUUCAGCAAAGUUUAUUUUUGUGUAGACUUACAGAGCAAAAAAGACUUUUUUGUUACAGGUGAAAUGCCACAAAAAUUCUAUUUUCUUUGUUUUGUUGAAAUGAAAAUCAGGCCAAGUUGAGCAUGCAUUUUCAGGUUCAAGUCAGUAACCUGUGAACCAAUUGUGCUGAAAUUUGACCAACUUACUGUCAUGUACAGUAGUUGUUCUAAAGAACUGUGCCUGCAAAGUUUGAUUUGUUUUCUCAUUUUUGAGUAUUUUUUCACAGACAUAUGUUAUCCUUAUCUUCAUCUGCUCACAACAAAAGAACAAUAUUAUUGCAAUAGACAAAAUCUGAAAAUUAUGCAUUUUUGUAGUCAAAGGUGUCAAGAUAUGAAUUCUAUCUUAACCAAUUUCUGCUGUUUGUUUAAGGCUGGCCUGGACUCAAAUUUACAGAUACUUCUAGUUUUGCAAAAAGCAGUUCAUUUCUGAAACAUGUAAACAUGCACGUGUUGGAUUUUUUAAAGAAAUUAGCUGUUAUCUGGAAUUAUUAAACUUUCAAAAAAUGUAUGUUUUUAGGGGUAUUUAUUGAAACUACAAUCACUCUUGGGUGAUACUAACCUGUGAGCAAACUCUCCAGGACGUUCUUGCAGCAGGGCAAAAAAGGAGGGAGAGGCAGGCAUGCAGUCAUGUCUCAGGAAUUUGACUUUUGCCUUCGGUUCCCCCCAUAUAGAGGCAGCAUGGCCCAGUGGUCUGACAACAGCCACUUGACUUGUGCUCUGCAGGCCAUUAAUUUGCUGGAUUUGUUCUUGGUUGUCUUGAUUAAUGCUUGUCAAUAGCUGAUUGGAGUCCUGCCUGACAGUUGGGGUUUUUAAUCCUUUUGUCUUUUAUUUGAAUUAUUUGUUUCUAAUUAUUUGAGUGGAGUGUCUGUAAACUAGCUGGAUAAGAUAAGUACACUUUUCCAAUACAACAAACCAUAAACCUUGAAACGUUGUGCUUCCCUGUUGACUAAGCUCUCAGAUUUUGGCCAGUCAGUGUGGAAAAGAAAUGAGUAGGGAAUGUAAACAAACAUGGAAAAAGCACAUGAAAAAUGAAUUUCCCAGGAACAAACAAAGCCAGCUCAGAAAGUAAAGUCACAGUGAAGAGAUGGAGGACUAGAAAGUUAUUGAGUUUUUGUUUUCAUAAUCAGGUUGUUGGGGUUAUUGUUGCAUUGACAUAAUAUAAUUAUUGUGCAAGUUUUGUGGCAUAACUUGAACUCAGAGUGUAGUUCCUCUGAAAGUGUAUUGAAACAAAGAAGUCAAAAACAACUAAAUGUGUAUCUCCUUCCUUUAAAAUGGGAAGGGCAACAAGCUGAACAGAUGUACACUGAACUGAAUUGUCUGUUGCAUAAGAUGAUAAAAUAAAAAAUGAAAUAAAAAACUCUACCAAGAGCCCUUCUCUGUCCUGCUUCAAAGAGGCUAUAGCAACUAGCAAAUAACCCACCCAUAGUGCAAGCUUCAAAGGGUAAAAUCUCUGAAAGGGAUCAUCCCAUAAGGGUAAUGUAAAAGGACAUUUCUAAAGGUUUCACGGCAAUGAAGGUGUCUGGCCUGUUAGCCUGUGGGAGGACAGUAUAUCAUCGCCUUAUUGAAAACAACCAAACAGCAUUUUGCAUCUCAUUCUGGGAAGCAGAUGUUCAAAUUUAUGAGACAAAAAUGCAAGCUCUCCUGUUUGUUUCCCUUUAGAUCAUUUCUAUAUAAUUCUACCCUUGAUAACUUGAACCAUGUUUUAGGUGUGUGACAAGUCGAAAAAAGAAAAAAAAACAGUGCAGUUACUGAAACAUUGAAUUUAUUUCAAAACAACCCUCUCAAUUCUUUGACUUUACUUUUUUUGUCACUCCACUUCAAACUUAAUGUUUAUCAGAGUAUAUUAAUCAACCCUUGUCACCUAAUUUCUUUUUCGAUGCCCUCGAAGUGAAUUGUGGAUGAUACUUGCAUUCCCUCUCCAUCCAUUUGCUUAUCUCCUUACUCCUGGUUAUUUGCUUCGAGCUCCCGACAACUUAAACUCCCGUUAACUUGCACUUUUUUCUAUUUCCCUUGAAGGUUCGAGUUAGCGGGAGUCAACUGGAUUUUUUUUAAAAAUUACUAUUAUUAUUACAAGUGAAUUGUAAAAGUAAAUUGUAAUUAUUUCACACUAUAUAAAGCUUUGCAUUUAAAACUUAAAAUAAUUUGAUCAAAAAGGGUUAACUUGUUUGUCUGUCUUUGCUGCCGCAUACUUAUACGACGAAGUCACGGUUCGAGGUUGUCCGCUACAGUGAAAAGUGAUUCCAUUUGCUUUUAUUGAAAUGGGAUGGAUGGAAAUUGAUCGCUCUUUUGUAUAUACAAAUUGUAUCAAAGAGAAAGUAAAAUAAACUGUUUCAGCUGAUUCUUAAGUCGUGACACAAGCUGAUUAAUAGAAUGGAUUUACAAAGAGAGAUACCAAUUGCUCUUACUGCAAAGAAAACAACAACUUAAUAACAGCAUACAAACCGCUAAGCUGAAACUUCUGUCAUGUUAGGCACCUUUCAAACGUGGAAUUUCUUAAAGUGUAGACUGUGAAAAACAUUUGUUUCUCCUCGCUCUUCGUGGCUGGGGACGUUGCACGCAGAGGAACGUCUGCGACUCAGCGACAGAAAUUCCAUACUGAUGACGCAAAUCAAUGUUUACAUAAUAAAUCCGGUAGUCAUGGGUUCCAAAUAUAAAUUUGUCCAAUCUUACGUGUCUUCUGGUCGAUUUUGGUAAGUGUUGUGUUCAUCUGCCAACGAGCUCCAGCAAAUCUCAAAUGCUUCUUCUAGAGAAGACUAUAUUCCACAAACAUUGACUGUUUUGUUAGAGAUUCUUCGCGUUUACAUUUGACCUUUGUGGCCUUUUGUUUUUUGUCUGUCAUUUGUAAACAAUAGCUAAAACAAUGUAUCUACUCCAUUGACCAAUCAGCUCUUCUGACCGGAUUCUGUCCACAGAUUUUACGUCAUCAGUAUGGAAUUUCUGUCGCUGAGUCACAGACGUUCCUCCACGCGAAACGUCCCCAGUGGCAAAGAGCGAGCAGAAAUGGAUGUUUUUGCAGGCUAUUAGGAGUGCCGAACACCUAUUUUAGUUAGUGAAAUUAAAUACAGCAGUUGAUUCAGACGUGGGAUAUGAUGAUGCCGAAUUUAACUCCAUUUGUUGUAAAUAUUCCCAGUCUCUAGAAAAUUUUUUUAUCCAAUAUGGAUAAGGGUUUCUCUCAUUAAUGCGUUUUAUUUGGCACAUAUGAAAUGCGACCUCUAAAUCAAGCUGAAGCUAAGGGUGCUUUCCAAAAGUCAGAACUGACCGGCGGGACCAAUCAUUUUGACAAUGACAUAGGCUUUUACAAAGAGUUGUUUUUGAAAAACCAUCUACUUCGUGCUUGCUAUUUAGGAUUUGAAUGAUCUGGCUGGAUAGUCUUGAUUAAAAGUGAACUUCUAGUUACGACGAGAAUGGUUUGGGUGGUCAGUUCUGACAAAUGGAAAGCGCUCUAAGUCGAAUUUUUGACUGUUUCAGUCGCAGAUUUCGACAAAGUCAAAUUUAAUUUGAAACUGUUGAAACUGUUGAAUUUAGUUGAUUCAGAGGUCCCAUCUCAAAACAGUUACCUCUCGAAUUAAAUUAAGCACAUGUGAAAAUCGACGAUUGAGCUGGGUAAUGAUAACAGUACACUCUGAGACAUACCGCAUCUUUUAUAUUCCUGCAAACUGUGCUUUCAAUUUACCACAUUAUGUUAAGUCUAGCUAUAUGCACCACACAGGUAAAAAGGAGAGUAAAAAAUAGAUUUAAAAAAAGAGAAAAAAACAAAAGGUUAGGAAAAAUUUGCUUGAAGGGGUUUCGAACCCUCACCCUCAGAAUCAGUUAGAACUAUAAGUUAAUGCCUCUAUCCACUGGACCACCUAGGUAAAUGCUGACAGUUCGAGUUUAAGAGAGGUAUAUAUUCCUUCUCUAUGGUGUUGACAGUUUUCAAGAAUGACUUUCUCGCUUUUUUGAAAUUUCGGCGUAGAAUUAAAUCUUUAACUGAUCGAAGCUAGACGUAAAGCUCACAAUACACCCAUUAAUACUCUUUCAGGCUUGGUCCAUGUCAGGGACAGUUAAGAAAUUUAUGAACUAUCGAUCUUGCGCCUACCAACUGAACCAUAUGACUGCGUGAUUCGCUCGGCCUGCUCAUAAGGUGUCUUUUCAUUGGUCGGGGAAAACAUUAACACAACAUUGUUCAUCAUUAUUUCCAUUGUUUUAGGUUACAGUGGCAAAUCAUUUGGCUUUUAGGGUUAGAAGAGCUGCUACAUGACCUCUCUAUCCGGAAUGAAGAAAAACAAUAUGGCCGCCAGAUACUUCCUUUUAGUUUUUAAAGUUCUCCUCUAAUAUAUAGAUUUAGCCAGGGCUAAAAGCGAGGCUCCCAUUAGAAAAUUUAUAAUUUAAAUUAAACAAUAAACUUGUAUUCGAAUUCCACAAUUCAGUUAACUUUAGAGCACAUUUAUGUGACUUUUGAGGGAAAGGCUACCUGAUUUUAGAGAAAAAUAAUUUGCAAACAGCCCAAGAGUGAACCAAAUCUUACAUCGAGUUGAUAGCCUCAUAUGUACACUCAAAAACUGGUAAUCAUCUUUUAUCACAUAUAAGAGCCGUAAUGGCUAUUGAUCACCGUAGAUCAAUUAGGCUUAGAAAAAAAACCAGGCCAACGUUUUGGCGUUUGACAAGUUUACUUUGCAAAAUCUUGCCAACAAAUCUGGGUGCGUGUAAACCAACCUUUUAUACCGUGGACAGAAAGCAGUAUUUCACAAUACAAAUUGCUCUCAUUCAAUAUUCAUAAACUGUUAAAAAAAUUUUCCAAAAUCACCUAUACGGCCAUCCGGUUCUCACUUUUGUAGUGCGAGCUGUAGCGAGUGUUUGAAUGAACAUUAACAGAGUUACGCCCAAGAUAAUAAAGAAUUUAUCAUGUUUAUUUUUUAUUUGAUGGUUUAACGCGCAUUUUGAGAACUCCUGCAAGCGAUGUUCACUGAACGACUGAAAACAAUCGGCAUAGCGAUUAAAAUUGCAAGAGAGACUACUAACAAUCAAUAAAAGAAAUAUAAUUCGGUGAAACAUAAACAGAGACAACAAUUUUCAUUCAGGAAGACAAGUUUUCAAGUGUCCCUAAAUAUCCUGAAUCUUCAAGCUUCAAGCUUAAGUUUGCUGAAGUUUAUGUUUUAAGCCAGCUUCCCGGUGUUUGUUUUUUCAAAGACGAACUCGAGGCAAGAAAAUCGCUCAAAGCUUUCUUUUCCGGCUGGAAUUAUAACUAAAGAUUCUUUGGAACAUUUUCUUUCUACUUGCGGUGAGAAACUGUCUAAAGGCUUUUUAAAGUUCUGUAAGAUUAUAUUAAACCAGAUACUCGGUGAGAUCGUUGUCUCAAAUCUUACAAACGCGCAUAAACUAAAUUCCCGCACAAACUACGCUCCACUUCAUUAAAUUAGAUACAAAAAACAAACAUGAAAUACAAUAAUUUCUCUGGCUUACCAUUCGAGAUGCAGCUCCUGAAAGUUAUCAGGUAAAGCCAGUAUCGCUUCAGACUUUGCAAUCCUCUUACGCAUCAAGCAAGGUGAAAACGAAAACGAUGCCAUCCGAAAUCGGUUCCGACUUUGACAAGCGACGUUUUCUCAACCAAAAACCCAAUAAACAAACUAGCCAUGAGUAACAGAAGACUCCUGAUAGCAGCUGAAUUUCAUUUUGUACAUCCAGUGGAAAAAGACAGUUAAAAACAUCACAAGUUGACACAAAACUCCGUCAGCUUCAGCUGUUAAAGUAAACAAGAUUCAAGAUGCUGCAUAAAUUUUGCGCAUGAACUCACCUGUCAAAUUUUGACCAAUCAGAGCAUAAAAAUUGGACGUAGAGCGUGACCAACGCGUGACCAUUGUGAGAAAAAACAAAAGCAGCUGUCUUCCCUGCCUGUAACAGCUGGCUGAAUUUUCACGUCCGAGGUCAGUUUGCAAUCAAAAUUUUAAUUGUGCAGCACAUAAACACAACAUAUUUCAUAUGAAUUAAGAAAAAAUUGAACUUGAGCCUGCGAUCACUUGAAAACUAGUUUACUUGUCAGCGGAUAACUUCAAAAAUACUUGACCUCGACGGGUCGACACCUGAGCCCGCGAUACGGUCAAGUGAUACUGGUCAGCGGGUACUCUGUUUUGACAGCUGUCAAUUGAUCAAAACAUUGAUGUCCAAUAUGUGUGCAUUAUCAGUUUUCCUGUGCUCCCAAACUAGUAAAAGUAUGAGAUUGAACGUUGUUCGCGAUCUAGUAAAACAGUUAACUGGUCAGCGGACAGCUUCCAAAUAAAUCACGUCACCUCGAUGAGUUGACACAUGAGCCCGCGAUAUGGUCAUGGGAUACUGGUCAGUGGCUAUCCUGUUUGGACAGCUGUCAAUUGACCAUAUUGUUAAUGUCCUAUAUUAAAGAUGUGGACUUGCCAAGACACGCCUGAGACACCCCUCCCUUCCUUUUGAUAGUCUCCCCUACCCCACCCAUACAAUCUGUAGACGCGUACGUACGUACGUACGUACGCUCGGUCAAUCACGUGACAACCAAACGAAAAGAGGUUGACCAUAUUCCAUGGGUAUGGGGCUCUGUCCCACGCGCGCUUCGCGCGCGCGGGAGCCCCGCUAUUAACAUAUGUUGAACAUUUAUUUUGGCAAACAAACAGUUAAGUUGAAAAAGGAUUUUACAGAAGUCUCAAGAGUAGGUCUCCUUUCCAAUUUUUACUUGCAAUAUUGCUCAAGUUAUGACCAACAUUGGCUUGACAAUUUUCGUUUGGUUCUGCUUUGAAAAUGGAAUAAUAAUUGCUCAGAGACAAUACAGUGUUAAGAAUUGUUGAGAAAAACAGCAAAAACUUGCCAAUUUAUGACAAAAGAGGUACUUUAAAAAUGAACCAAAACAUUCAAAAUGCUUUGAUCACAUAACUGAUGAUGUCAUGUCCCCCUUUUGGUCAUUAAAAUAAAUUAUCAGGUAGAACAUUACUUUCCUGCAAAUUUUCUUUGCCGUGUGAUAAAAGGUUGACUCUCCACAGCCCUCGGCCUUGUCUCCCGACUUUUCGCUCAUGUUCAUUACCCCUUUAAAUUUUAAAUUCCGGACGUCAACUGGUUAUUUUGAAAUGCUCCACACGGCUAAAACCUCAAAUAUGCUAUUCAUUUUUAACUUGUUGAUGAAAUCUUGUCAUGUGACUGAUGACAUCAUGACCUUAGCUGUGACAUGCGAAGAUAUUUUAUCGCAAAUGUUAUCUUGUUGUGGUCUGACAGUCUUCUACAGAUAAAAUUGUCAAAGUUAUAAAGCCUUUUAAAAAAUUGCCUCAUAGGAUUCUGGGAGACUUUUUUAUGAUAAUUAUAAUUUACUUUUAUAACUACUAUCAUUAAAAUAUAUGUUACAGGUACAUGUAAAUGAAUUAGGGCUAGGAGACAAAGGAAAUUGAGAAUCAACCUAGGUUAAAAAAUUUUGACCUGUAAUAUUAACUUUUGUAUAGAAGUAAGUUUUGAAAUUCAAAUACAAUAUGUAGAUUUUCAGCCUUGAAAUGAACUUGUUUACUUUCAGAAUGUGGAUAUUUUCCAUUGUGGGUAAGGAUCAAGAACAGUUUUACUUGGUUUUCCGAAAACAAAAAGAGAAUCUUACAGACAAUAAGAAGGCUUUUCAGAAUCCCAGAAAUAUCUCCUGGUGAUCCUGAUUAUGAAACAGUCAUCUUCAUGGGAGUCUCCUUUGGUAAAACUGAUCUUCUUGUUUAUGUCUUGGUGCCACUGUAUUCACAUGAGUAUAUCCACACUAUGCUUGGAAGAAAUGAUAUAAGUUCUUUGUUACUACAGUCACAUAUAAGUGGUGUUUACUUUGGAAGGAAAACUGAACGAAAUGGGUUCAAUACUGAUCCAGCUGCAGUCACAAGCUUUACUUCUAUUAAUGAGUCUCUUCAAGGCGACCACACCAGGCAGCCAGAAAGUAAUGGAGAACUGCAUCCAACUCAAAUGAAUGGUCUCUAUAAUGGCUUAGAUCAGUCAGAAAGUCAGAAGUAUUUUCAUGAUGUUGAUCCAAAUCAAAGAGUAGGUACAGGUGGUCUAAAGGUUGUGCGAGCCAGCGUUGGUUACAUUGAUGCUACAAGCUCUGCUUCAAAAGCCAGUUUUAUAAGCAAUACAGUUUCAGAGCCAAUUAGGGUAGUGCGACCUAGAAUCAUGUAUCUUGAUCAUGGCAACUUGGCAAAAGUUGAUGUUGAGGAUUCCCCAAGGAUGAGAGACAUGCUUUAUGAAGAGACAGGCCACAAAAAUGUUGGGCGAACCGUUGAAAGUUCCAAUGUAAACACGUUGCAGGGGACACAGAAUAGGAGAGCUGAUGAUUUUCCUGAAGGUGAAGUUGAAAGUUUAAUCAUGCCAGAAGUAAAGAACAACAGGAAAGGGGAUUGGAAAAUUCCUGAUCUGCUGUCUCAUAAAGCAAAUGAGCAACACACAAUCAGUGGAAAUUAUUAUUCAGAAAAUAUGGAAUGGAAAGACUAUGGAAAAAGUGAUAAGAAUGAACACAGAACAUCAGUCUUUUCAGAAGACAAAAAUAAUGAUGAUUGUUCCAAGGAGUGGCCAUCUUAUACUUCACCUGAAAAUGUACUUCCUGGAACAUCAGAUGCAGCAAAGAGUUCUUUUUUGACAGAAUCAGAUGUUAAAAAGAUGUACACUUCAACUGCUACACUUCAAGUCAAUAUGAGAAACAAAAACACUAUCCUCAAAGAUCAACCAAUGAUGGUAAAUGAUAGGAUCUACAGAUCUAAAGCAGAGGCUUCAAUAUAUGAGAGUAAACCAAAUGAAAGCCAUGUCAGCUCUUCCAGACACUGCACAGCUGAGAGUGGUGAGUGGUACGUCAAUGAUUCUGCUUUGGAUGACUAUGAAAGGCAAAUGAUUCCAGAACCAGAACCUGAUGAGAAACAGUGGUUCAACCAAAAUGAUGCAUUCUAUCAACAUCAGAUGUCUCCUGAAGAAGAAUCACCAAAAACACCACUAGUUUCUCCACCAUCAGAGUUUCGUGACACAACUUCCACAGGAAGUAAACUUGUGAAGGUAACAACAAAGUUCCUGGAACAACCAGUGCGGCAGGCAUCAUUAAUAUCACCUACCAAUGAGAACAGAACAGACCGUGAUGAACAGGUGAGGCAGAUUCCCAUGGAGGCAGCUACUUCAAGCAAUGUAAGCAGAUCAGGCACGGUUCAGUAUGACCAAAACAGACUAGAACCAGUGUUUGUACAUCGGCGUCCAUUUUUGAUGAAAUCAGACAGUAAACUUGAAUCAGAAUAUGAAGACAGUGUGUUUACUGAUACAGAAAGCCAUGGAGAGAUCAUGACAGCUGCAUAUUCAAGGUUUGCUCCGCCACCAUAUCUACCACCCCCAGAGUACAAUGGAAAAGUAAACAGGUCAAAACUGUCAGAUGAAUCUGUUAGUUCAGGUAUUUCUAUUUUCUAUUUCUUUAGUAAAUUGUCCAAUGCCUUUACAAAGUACAGGUAUAUUGUUAUUAAUUUUUUCAUGCACUUCUUGUUUCAUGAACAUUUACAUGUAUGUGUCAGGGGUUUCAUUAAGAAGUGCAGUCGCAAGAGAAUUAUAGUGUAAAGUACAGGUGAAUAUUUUGAAAGAGUGAAGCCCUGUCCCGGAAAGAGCUUGAAAACGAGCCUGGAAAUUUUGCGUUUUAAACCCUGCUGAGAUGGCUUUUCCUAUUGUCUGAUAGCUGCCGAACCAAAAAAAGCUGCAUCUUGACCUCUACAUGGUUUCAAAACAUUUUUUCUUCAAAUUUACAGGCAUAUUGUUAAAUUAUGAUCAACUUCUAACCCUGUUACAUACUCCUAGAGUUGUGACAUGUGGCUGGCCAAACUUACCAAAGAGUGCAAAUGAAAUAAUUCUCAAUACAUUUUAACCUCAAUUCAGUAGCUAGGCCACUUCCGAGUUCAAAAUGAGGCCAAGUGCUCAUCCUUUCUUGUGAAAAUGAGCUUUAUUUGCAUGAGAGUAAAAUUUAUUUCCAUAUCAAAGGCUGAGCACUUAACCUCGUUUUGAUACAGAGGCCCUGGGGGAACUCGGAAAUGGCCUUUAUAUUUAGAUGUUUUCAAUAGUGAAAGCACGAGACGUGAGAAACUUUUCCCGCCUCUGUCGGCAACACAUGUGCUUGCGCUAGACAAAACACAUUUAAACAAAUACGCUCUCAGUGCAAAAACUUUGUGUGUCCAGUUUCAUGGAUAUUGCCAAAGUUGGUUUAGUAGCAGCUCACAAUUAAGAAAUCAUUCUUUUUAUUCAUUAAGAUACUUAAUGAAUAAAUGAAUGGUACUUGAUUCUUGUCGCUUAAACUUUCUUGUCUUAACUUUGCCACUAUGAUUUGUUUAUUAUGUACUUUAUUUUGUUUCACAUUUUGUUUCAUAAGUAAUUAUUCGUUCAAUAAUUUUUCGCGUGCAAAUAAAAAAAUCGUCGAGCAUACAGUCAUGCUUCAGCAAACCGUCCAAUAUUUUUAAUAAUUAUUUAGUUUUUUCUGGGCUUAACACGGCUAGCAAAAAUAAGGUCUUUUAUGUAUUUUUUAUUUAUUUAGGAAUGUAAAGCAAGUGGCGAAGCGCUAAAAUUUUAUGCAUUUCUGGGACUAAUUUCUCUUUACAUAAUGUGUCCACAUCUGAUUCAUCUGAAUAAAAAAUAGCCAUACUUCUUUCAAAUUUAGCCAGAAAAUUAUAUGUAGUAGACAGAGAAUUCUCUGAUCUCCAUUGCUUAAUGAAACCCCUGAUGUGUUCAUGCACAACUGCAAGUUCCACGUCCGAAAACAGGUUGACAUAUUAUGAUGACGAGACCUGAUGUUCCCAGUAAAUAAAAGUUGAUCAUUGGAAGCAAUCAAUCGAUACUAAUUAUUCAUUGAUUGUAAUUAAAUGUAGUUAUUACAUUUGAAUACGAGUGUCUAUGCCAUAUUGAGUGAGGCAGUGACAUAUUUUGCAUGAUUACGGGGGUGCCAACAAAAACUAAAAAACUUUGCCCCACUUCAGGUGUCCACGGCUAAAAGUUAAGCAAUUUAGAGAGCUUGCCUUGUGAGUAUGGAUUAACAUAAACUAAUUACACCAAUCAAUGAAUAAUUAUUGAUUGAUUGCUUUCCAAUUAUUUGUUUGCCCCAAGUAACAGGGCCAAUAUUAAGUCACAGGCCAAUUAAAUGUCUAUCAAAAACCACAUACUUGCAAAACUAUUUUGUUGCAGCAGUCACAUUGUUAUUUACUUGUUAUACCAGAUUUAUGAUUUUAUUUGCAACAUAAUCAUACAAUGAUUUCCACUCAUUCACUGCACAGAUUAGCAGUUGUUGCAUAUCUUAUUUUACAUUGUAUUUCCAGAUACCUCAGAUCAUAUGUUUAAAAGUCAUCUUCUAUCUGCUGCAAGUGUCAGCUCAAUCUAUAGAGAGGUUAGUACACUACUUUCAUUCAGUAGCUGUUUAAGUUCACCCUAUUGUACAGGGGAAGAUUUUCUCAUUGACAAGACUGCAUUUUGUUCAGACUGUCUCAAAAUUAAGUCCUUGCAUUUUUCUCUGAACCUCAGAAAGAGAUGUUUUUGAGCCGUGAUGAACUUCAGAUGAGCAUACGUGGAGCUGAGGACAAGGAAGUUGAAAGACAGGUCUGAGUUUUAUAAGUUUGGUUUAUAUGGCUAAGUCUGUUUUUAAUUAGUCAGUUUACAGUCCAGAACUUUCAGUAUCAACCAAAAUUAAAGGCAAAUGCUAAUUUUGCCUCUCUUAAUCUGUUUAUCUUGGAAAAAAAAUACAAAGAGAGCUAUCAAAUGUAAGCCUUCAGGCCCAUAGCCAGCAUUUUGUACGGGCAGGUGCGAUCCAAAGGGGAGAUGGCCCGAACCAGGCCAGGUAGCUUAAGUCUCUAGGGGUGGGGGAUAGGGCACUGGACACUGCAUUUCGAGUGUUUUGAAAAAUACGGGAAUUUCGCAAAUUUAUUAAACUUUAAAAGUGAUUUUUUUUCAAAGAGACUACUGUAUUUUGAAAUUUUGUAAUGAGGAAAAAGAAAGUUGUAAAUUUGUAUUAUUCUCCAGUUUUGCUGCAUGAUCUUUGCAUCAUCAUAGUUUUUGAAUAGUGUGCCAAGCACAAGCAUACUUGGGUGCUUCUUAGAAACAGAUCAAUGUAUGUUAGAUAGUGGAUGUGCUUAAAAGCCAGGGAAGAGAGCCUCUCUUGUGCUGGGAAUUCUGCUUCUUGGCCACAGAAAACGGUAUAUAGUUUAAAUUGUUCUCAAAGACAAAGGGCGACACAAAAAGGAACAAUGUGUUCCUUCAUGUCUUUCAAGCACAAGGAACCUUAACCUCACUACUUUGUUAAGGGUAUGACUUUAUGUUGUUACAGAUGGAACUUUGUAAAGAACUCAUGGUAGCUGCCAAGACAGGGGAUGAGAAUGAGCUGAAAAGAACUAUUGAAGAAGGAGUUGAUGUCAACUAUCAAAAUGAGGUAUUGAUAUGGAAAGACAUAUUAAAAACAUUAAUUUAUUAACAAGAUCUGUAAAUGAUGCACUAGAAAUGUGUCUCACAAACCCCCAACAAAAGUCAGUGUUACACUUAAGUUAAGCCCUGCUGGAUGGGGUUAGGAACUGGUUGGGCAACCAUCCACGAAUAUCCUGUGUUGAGGACCACUUUUUUUGUUUUAUUGUCCUAUUUGAUUCUUAAAUGGGUAUUGUAAUGUAUAUAUAACAAUUAUUCACCAAAGUGGAGGUGGCUAGCCACUACUAGCCACCAAAACUGAGGUGAAUAAUUGUUUUAGUAUAUACUAAAACAGUGAGAUAAUUGAGCACAAAAUGAUGAUUUUUAACUCAUUUACUGUUGCCAAUGAUUACAACUUUGCAGAAUUUUGGUGCGCGAUGACCGAACGGCCGCGGUCGUCCCUUUUUAUUAGCGACAAAUAAAACUUUUGAAGGCGUUUGUUUAGCUGUUGCGGGGAAGUUUCUUCAAAAGGAGUUGUGAAUUCUAUUUGUAUUUAAAAUAAUUCUGUAAAAAAGAUUAUUAAAUUUAGUUUUAAGCUUAUUUAUGAACAAGUCAACUAAAUAAAGUAACGCAAGUGAAUAGUGCAGGUAAUUCACUGAUUGAGUAGCCAAUCAGUGCGCGCGAAAAACACUAUCCACUGUUUUAGUAUGUACUAAAAAGCAUUAUUUUGGUCACUGGAUGAAAAACAAACAAACAAGCCAAAAUGUGGCAAGUUUACUUGGAAAUUCAUCUCAUGAGGACUAUUGCUGUAGUCUGUAAAAUUACUUUUUUGACUUGCCAAAAAAUCAAUUUGUGUUCAUGGAAAUCCAAGAAUGAUACUGCAAUUUUGCCAGGUAGUAACAAUACUACAGUCUAUGUACUUGUGUUUAGUUUAAUUUUUGGGUGGAGGCUAAGAUGAAAAUACGUAAAAUACGUAGAUAUUUGUGCACAAUAACAAAAUUGAAACAUGGGCAGAAGCCAACGACCUAAAAUGUUGAAUGUGACUUGUAGUUUGGUCAGUCAGCCAUGAUGGUUGCCAGCUGGGAAGGUCACCAUGGUAUUAUUGAGGCUUUGCUUAGUGCUGAUGCAGAUCCUAAUCUUCAAGAUGGGGUGAGUGGACUUAAUAUUGUAAUCACAGAAUAAGAACAAUUUAGAACAAUAUUGUUGGGGCAAGAAGCUAGUCAUGAUUUAACCAUCAUGGGUGAUAAAUUACUCCUUUUUCACACAUGAAAUUACAAAAUUGCUAUGGCAAAAUUAAUACAUGUAUAUUAUCUCAGUGUGAAAGUGGUUUCCAUGCUUAAAGAUGCCACUAUGGAUGAAGAUGUUAUGGAGUUAAGAGAAGCUGCAGAAAUGUAAAUAGGCAAAAUAGUACAAUGAAGAACAAUAAGACGGUUUCUAUUUUUUUUAAAAAAUAAUCUUGAAAACUGGGAACGUAAGCCAAAAUGCACAGUGUAUUCUAAACUUUUUGCGAUAUGUAAAUGCAAUUGUGAGUGGAAUAGGUAAUCACCUAGGAAUUUGACACAAUGCACGUCAAAUUUUUUCCUUACUACCUCUAAUAAAUUUACAAGUUUGAUUAUGAUUAUCUGAUAUAUAAUUUUAUUACAUUGUGUUACCUAAUAGUUUGGCAAGUCAGCACUGCAUGAAGCUGCAUUAAGUGGUCAUCAUACCAUUGUAAAUCGUCUGAUCUCCGGUGGGGCAAAGAUAAAUCUCACUGAUGAGGUUUGUACUUGAAAAGAUGUCAUUAUUACCUAUAAUCUGUUCAUGUUGUGCUUCAGCAGCAUGAUUUAAAAUAAAAAUAUCAUUCUAAUGAGGCCUUAAACUGCUGGUUUUUUUUAAAAAAUAGAAUUGAAGUCCAAGCUUUUGCUGAUCAAUGGCAUCAUCAGGGAUGCAUCAUUAUCCCUGAUGAUGCUGUUGAUCAGUGCAAGCUUGGAUUUCAGUUUUGUCUUUUAAAAACAGCAGUUUAAGGCCUCAUAGAACAAUAUUUUUAUUAUUAUUAUUACCUAUGUCAGUUGAAUGUUUAAAUACAGGGACAAUCUUUGUAAACACUGCAUGUGUUAAUACUGGAAUUACUGACUCAGGUCCACAGAAUUGUGAUGUCCCUGUCUUAUCUGGAAAAGUUUAAAAAAGAAAAAAAUAGUUUCCUUCAUUCAUUAUUAUUUUAAUCAAUCAGAACCCUGGGGCAGUGAACUAAGCCUUCAGCUUUCUCUAAAGGUAUUGCGAACAAGACAGACUUGCUGUUGCUGAGCUGUCCAACUGAUGUAAAGUUCUUUGCCACCAAUAAUCUUUUGUUAGUACAGUAAUUUUAUAUGUAUUACUCUUGCAAAACAUGUUCAUUUUGUAAUAUUGGAUGCUGCCUUUUAGUGUGAGUCUCACUUGAUUCAUUAUUUUAUUCUUGUUUGCAUUAUCAGUUAGAUGAACUGCAUUAAAAUAUGACACUUCAAUGAAUAAUAAUAAUUUAGAUUAAUGCAUGUAUGUUUGGUGAGAAGAAGCCAUUGGUAAAGAAAUAAAUGGCUGAUGCCAGUCAGGGCUGCAGCUGGUGCCUUAUUGAAACUCGGGGGUGGGAAUGGUGAAAUCUGAACAUGACUUGCAGUAGGGUUGCAGCUAGACCGCAUCAUUUAGCCUUGUUGUUAGAUUUGUAAAGAAGAGUCUAUUUCUCUUGAUGUUGAAGAGUGAGUCUAGAGGGCAAUGUUCUUUUACUGAACGGAAAAACCUAAUAAAUAUGUGUAAAUUGGACGCAUGUAAUUUUUCUCCUUUGCAAAGAUUGUAAGCAGAAUUGUUAGAUGCCCACAAGUGCACAUGCAUCAUCAGCAGCCAGCAGUAGACAAGACAUGCUAUCGCAUGAGUAAACCUUGUUCUUAUAGACUCCAGAUUUUUACAAGCACAAAAACCUCUGUAGGAAAUUUGUAAAAUCUGGAAGCAUUUUACAAGAAAACAUGUCCCGUGACCCCCUAUUUUUAUUGCUUUGAUAAAUUGUUAGAUUUCAAAGGAAACUUCAGAAGAAAAAAUGAGAAAAUGCUACAGAGGGAAAUUUCCACAACGCACAACUGUCCUAUUUUCCACUUUUCCAGAAGUCAUCAAAUUGUAAAGUCAAAAUAGCGAGGUUUUACUAAUCUUUUUUACACCAGGUUGAAGAUAAACAAAAAGUAAAUCUUUGUACAAGUUUUCAUUCCCGUAGCACGUUUCAUUUGGAAAAUACAGCAAUUUGAACUUCCGAGUUUUCACAUUGCGUGAAAAUAGGAAUGCUGUCUCGUUGAAAAAGACUCUUCUCUUGAUUUUCAGCAGUAUAACCAUUUCAAGUAUUCGAAGAUAUGUUUAUGCGCACAUAUGCUAGUUCUCGAGUGAAAAGAAAGAGCUUUUAUAGAAAAAGUGUUCUCCAGAUGUUUUUGUUGAUUUCCGGCGGAAAUAUUGGGGCACCAAAACGGUACACCAAUAUGGCGUCUCUGUACAAAGCUCUACAGAGGUGCGUGAAACGUUUCGGCAAAUAACUCAGACACUGUGGGCCACAAAGACCUGAGACUUGAACAAAUUGUUUAUAUAUUAGUCUUUUAUAACAUUUCAUUUUCUUGGCUUCCUCCACUGGACGGUUUCCAAUUAAUUUUUUUGUUGCGUGACAGUGAAGACGAUCUAUACUGUGCAUUUUGCUUUUCUAAUGCCAAAAUGUAUGGUCCAAAAAGGAAAGUUCAGUGGCUUAAUUUCUGGUCAUCAGUGAUGGAAGUAAAAAGUACGGCUAAAUAACUAUUACUUAAGGUGUGAUGUCAUGGUAAUUGCUAAUGACAAAAUAAGUUAGAGUUGUUUAACGUUAGGCAAGCAUUUAUUGUAUAAUCCAACUCUACAAAAGUGCUGACAUGGCUUUGACUUGCAUUUUUUGCUCUGUGUUUUUAAAGUUAAAACCAUAAAAAUAGAGGAAGACUGGUACGAGCCACCUUAAAACACAAACAGAAAUGAGACUGAGAGAGGCUCCCGAAAUGGCGUCUGAGAUUUUGUGUUAAAUUUUCCUUCUGAGACUGCGCACGAUUUUCGAGGAAGCAUUUACAAGUUCUACCCUGCAGACUUAUAUCUGUUACUACUUACUGUGUAUAAAGAUGUUUAUAACAGAGCUUAUCAUACCACUUUGUGGUGUAGUUUAUAUACAUCACCAUACCUUUGUGGAGAUUUGGUGGACAAGUGGUUAAAUGUAGAGUAGCUUUUGGGUUCAUUAUCUCACCAUAAAUUAUAUAUAUAUAUAUAUAUAUCCCUUUUUUUCUCUUUUACCAGUGAAAUUAACUGUGGCAGGUCUGUUAUUAUUAAGUGGUGAGAAAUCAUGUGAUAAUAUCUUAUGAUCAUCAUAUGAUCUGAAGUACCCUAUUGAUUAUUUUGGUGAUACAUCUUUGUUUUUGACGUAUCAAUCAAUAGUGAUAUUUUUUCAACUGUGUGUUUCCAAAACUAAUGAAUUGUAACGUAAAGCCUUCAUAUGACUUACACAUGUGUUAUUUUCAUGACAAACUGGUUGCUUUGCUAGGGGGAAUGAAACACAUUUGAUGAAGUGAAUUUACCACUGCAAAAAGAUUGAAAAGCCCUCUUCUGUCAGAGCUCCUGUUUGUACACUAUAACUAAUCAAUCAAGUUGUGUUUACAAUCAUUGAAUUUGUUUCAUGAAUUUUGAUCUCUUCCAGGAACACAGAACACCACUUCACUAUGCAGCUAUGAGAGGAAAGAGAAAAAUAGUUGAAGUACUGGUUUUGUUUGGUGCAGAUGUAACACUUCUUACAAAGGUAAAACUUGUCAGGACAAAAGGGCAAUGUUUGAUAGCCUCAGAACGAACACCGUUAGGAUUCACAUGUAGCCUUACAGUCCUGCAUGUAUUUGAUGCACUUAUGAAGGCUUAUUCGACCACCCCUGGAGCCUGCAAGUAUCUCAUUUGGUUUCACGAUAGCUAGCUUAUACCUCCCCUCAUGCACAUCUCUCCUUUACAGGUAGUUCCGUUAGUCCCAAUAUACGAACACCUCCAUUACAGCCAAUUCUCUUGGUACCAGUAUACAGACGCCUCUCCACUGAGGCCUGUUCUUCUGGUGCAAAUAAUUAUAUAGACACCUCUCCAUUACGGCCAGUUCUCCUGUUGCCAAUAUACAGACACCUCUCCAUUGUGGGCUGUUCUUCUGUUAGCGAUAUACAGACACCUCUCCAUUGUGGGCUGUUCUUCUGUUAGCGAUAUACAGACACCUCUCCAUUGUGGGCUGUUCUUCUGUUAGCGAUAUACAGACACCUCUCCAUUAUGGGCUGUUCUUCUGUUAGCGAUAUACAGACACCUCUCCAUUGUGGGCUGUUCUUCUGUUAGCGAUAUACAGACACCUCUCCCAUUGUGGGCUGUUCUUCUGUUAGCGGUAUAUAAACACCUCUCCAUUGUGGGCUGUUCUUCUGUUAGCGAUAUAUAGACACCUCUCCAUUGUGGGCUGUUCCUCUGUUAGCGAUAUACAGACACCUCUCCAUUGUGGGCUGUUCUCCUAGUCCCAAAUAUACUGACACCUCUCCAAUACGCCCAAUUCUUCUGGUGCCGAUGUAAAGGCACCUCUCCGUCACUCACUAUUCUGUUUGUCCCAAAACACAAACACCUCUCCAUUACUGCCGGUUCUCCUGGUGCCGAUAUACAGACACCUGUACGUUAUGGCCUUUUCUCUUAGUCCCAACACACAGACACGUUAUAGCUAGUUCUCUUGGUACCAAUAUGGAGACACUUGUCCAUUAAGACCUGUUCUCCUGGAGCCGAUAUACAGACAUCUAUCCAUUACAUCCAGGGCCCUGUUCCUGAAGGUAUUAUUAGCGCUAAUCCAGGAUUUAAAUUUUGUUCCGUUUUUGUAUUUUACCUUCCUUAGUAUUACUUAGGAUAACACUUUGUGUUAUCAUGACCGUAUCUUUGAAGGCUCAGCAGUAUUUUGUAAGCUCGAGUUACUUGUUCUUAGACAAGAAAACCUUGAUUAAAAUUUAUCGUAAUCCUGGGUUAAAUUUAACCACCUUUCGAGGAACCGGGCCCAGUUCCUUUAGUCUCAAUAAUUAUACCGACUUUCUCCAUUAAGGCCUGUUCUCCUGGGGGUGGGAGAUAUACCGGCGUCGGCUAUCCAGUACGGCUAGAAAUGGAUAUUCUCAGACACCUUUGCAGUCAGUUAGUUCGAUCACUUUUGCUGCUUGUAUGAAGGGAGAAUAACUUUACCAGCCAUGUUUCUUGAUCUACUCUCUAUACGAAAUGACGUUAUGUCCUCAAAAGUUUCAAAGAAAGAGAAAUCAAGAAACACAACACUCAUUGAUGAGAUUAACCGGUGAAACUUAACAACCUUACCUAGGUUCAAGUGUUUUUUUUUUUUUGUUAUAUGGUUAAACGUUUCGGCACUCUUAUUAUUUUGUGUUAUUAUAUAGACACCGAUGAAAUACCAGGAUUUAUCCAGUGACGAAAAUUUGGUAUCCAGUGAAGAUACAAUUUUUAUCCUUCACAUUUGAAGAUAUCACGGUUGUCAUGGCUACUUCAGUCUCAGCCAGUAGGAAAAGAGCAUCACAGCAUCUCGCCAUCGGUGUCUAUAUAGUAAACAGAAUAUUGCAUGCCCGCCUGUGGAUACGAAUUUUAUCUUCUCGUGUUCAACUCGAUAUGUCACGAGUGAGCGCAAUAUCGAGUUGAACACGAGGAGAUAAAAUUCGUAUCCACAAGCCGGCAUGUAAUAUCCUCUGUUUAUUAAGUAGCAAUUCCAUCGUUGUAACAACUAGGGGCGGUUUUAAUUUGUUCGAAGCCUUUUACCGCAGGGGAAAUCCAGGGUUAGUUAACUUUACUACAAGCAGAACAGAUAAGUUUUUAGGUAGUAACUAAAUCAAUCUAGAAUUGCGCUAAUCAUCUCUCGGGAAACCAACGCCAUUGUUCAUGUUGUUCACUUACGUUUCCCCAUCAUAUUAACACCCGUCUUAAGAGUGUCAUUGUUUUUUUUCUUUUUGUUGUUGUUCAGUAUAAUGAAUCUGCAAUUGAACUGGCCUACUCUUACCGCCAUGAUGAUAUUGUAGACUAUUUGAUGGCCUCAUCUCGUGAUAAGGUUAGUACCAUUUGAGUAUUUCCUAUACAAGGACAGUAACACCUUAUUUUCUACAGUGAUUUUUUGACACAACACAACAACGGCAACAAUUUUACCCACAGAAUCACAUUAGGGUUUUACCGUGUGGCUUGACUCCGUAAAUAGUUUUUUUUUAAUUUCAGUGUAUUCGCGGUUACUUUCAUUGUAUUUCCAGCUUGCUAAUGAACUACGUACUUACUAUAGAAAACUCGCAGAGAGAUGGAGAGUCAAAUAAGAAGACAGAAGUUAAAACAUCUAAGCUCUGCAACUUCUCUACCAAAUCUUUCAAAAGUAAGUUCUGUUCAAAGUAAGUUUGUUUGUCGGCGCCUGCCAUUACCUAGCGGUCACGUAAAUAUUGAUAUCCUUUUCCUGUUGCGUUACUCUAGAGUUUACAUGCAUGCUCUGAUCUUUUUCCGUCGCGCGCGUCUCUCCCGAGCCUACACGCACACUCACUUUCUUUUCCAUCUCCAUAUUAAUACUUGGCAAAGGUUUCCCAUCGCGCCCAGGUAAAUAAAAAAUAUCAAAUAAAAAGAAUCAAUGUAAUUAAAUAAAUAAAAUCUGUUCCCGAACAGUGCAUUAAAAAUGUCCAAAGUUUCUGUCUUCCUAAUAUCUAACGGUUGAGGGUUCCAAUCUUUGAUCGCUCUCUGGAAGAAACUGUUCGCGUUGAUGUUGCCCUUGGAACUUGGAUUUAUAAAAGAUGCUUAAAACCUUUAUCGCGUUUUGCUUGAUCUUAUGUGCAAGUUGGUCUCCCAUUUCUGUCACCUUUUCCUCGACCCUACACCCACACUGGUCUUCUUUUUCCGUCGCGUUUUGCCCGAGAUCUUUCAAACGUAAGUACCUGUUCUGUUCAAAGUGUUUGGUGGCGCUCUCGUACACAUCGAUUUCUUUUCCUGUUGCCAUUCUCCCUGAACCCUCACGCACAGUUGUAUCCUUUCUUUCGCGUUUCCCGCGAGCCUAAGCGUACACUGGUAAUGUAUCCUUUUUUCUGAAGCUUUUCCCCCAACUUACGCGCCUUUUCCUUUACGUUUUGUUUUUUCUUUCCGUUUUCCGUUUUCCGCGCUCACCGCGCAGACAUUGGGUCCCUUUUCCAAGUGGCUGUACGCUGUUUCAGAUCAACUUGAGAUUCUGUGUUAUCCUUUGUCGUCUAUUUAGGUGUCGUCAAUGAAAGAACUUUCCCGUUCCAGAAGCCGACCAGAUCUGCGCAAAAAGAAGUCUGUAUGCCCAAUUCAGUGAAGAGGGAUAGUGGUGUGCAGAGGUAGAUAGAUGUACUAAGAGAUUGGCUGGUACCUUCCGAUAGUGUUAAGCAAUUAAGAAAAACAGGAAUCAUUAUUGAGCAAACCGGGUUUAAUAUUGGCUGAAAAGUACUUUUUUAAAGCUGUACACGCCCACGCGAGUAAAUGCUGUUUUCAUUGAGACAAAUUCCUGUUUGUUCUUGUCCCAUUUGACUCAGUUUGGAGAGGAUAAACGAUGGUUCUACAGCAGAUGUGUGGAGUGGUUGUUUUUGUCCUCCCCUGCGAAAAAUUGAUCUCGUUACGUUAAAUGUAGCUUUCUUUAAACUGUGAAGAUAUGAUGAAGUUGACUGAGAUACACGAGGAUGUUGUAUGUGCAGGGUUGGGUGGAAAAGAUUAGGGAUUUUCUGCAGUGGUUUUACUUCUUUAUGUAUUCGUUUGGUUGGUGUUGGUGCCAUCGAAACGAAAGGUUUUAAGCUCUCUUUAUUGCUUAAACGAAUGAAAAAAACAGCUUAAAACUUAUGAAAGUAAGGAAUUUAACUGUCAAUGUCGUACUCAUUGUCGGACACCUUGUUAAUUGCUUUUCUAAAAGUAGAUAACUAGCUAGGCAUUUCUUAAAAUUGCUAUUUCUAUACAUGAAGGCUGAAAAGAUUAAUUAUAGGCUUUCAAUUAGUGCCAUUGAAAUGUAGAUUUUUUGCGAAGCUCUUCUAAGGAAUAUUGUCUAAGUUUAAGAUUUAGAUUUUGGCACCCAAGAUGUAAAUGUUUACAAAUCGUGUGUACGGAUUAGUCUCGUUAUGUUUAAUAAAAAGUAUUAAUGACACCUGGCCUUCUCAUAGUUU